AUGAAUAAUUGGAUUGUAGAGAAGCGACCUUGGGAUAGGAAAUUUUUUCCUCUGGAUCAUUUGAUAUUGGUGGAUGUUGAAGGCUUGCCUCUAUGUGCAUGGAGUAAAGAAGCUUUCAGAAAGAUAUUUGUUAAAUGGGGAAGUAUAGUCCAUCUUGAAGAUGAAUUGGGUGAGGAUGUAUACAAAAACCAGAUUUGUAUUUUAUCCACUUUCCAAGAAAUUAUAUCGGAAGUAUUCAAAAUUAGUAUUGAUGGACAAGUAUUUUUGGUUAGAAUAAAGGAAGCCUUCGGGUGGACUCCAUCUUUUGCUUGGGACAACAAUAAGUUCGGUAGUGAAAGAAUAAGUGAUCAUGGCAAUUUCCAAGAAGACUAA
This is a messenger RNA of Lactuca saligna, 372 nucleotides long. The record is from the annotation of a GenBank genome assembly. Lineage: Eukaryota; Viridiplantae; Streptophyta; Magnoliopsida; Asterales; Asteraceae.